Bactrocera oleae (olive fruit fly) is the source of this 999-nucleotide messenger RNA. RefSeq names its product Uxt prefoldin-like subunit (gene Uxt). Gene Ontology annotation, molecular function: transcription corepressor activity. Lineage: Eukaryota; Metazoa; Arthropoda; Insecta; Diptera; Tephritidae. The record is from RefSeq and is a predicted model, not a curated record. Gene Ontology annotation, biological process: negative regulation of transcription by RNA polymerase II.
AUUUACGUUCUCUGUUUACUGACAGCUGAUUCUUCACUGCCAAGGAUGGACCAACUUUGAUAUCAACAAUCGAUAGUGUCAUAUAUAUUUUCAUAUUCAAUUGAGGUUUUUUAAAAAAUAUCAUGGUAAAGAAACUUUCCUUAUACUUUGUCUCUUUUGAUUAGUACUUUAGGUUUGUGUUGACAUUAUAUGUUAUAUAAUUUCUCUUAAUAUUGACACAUCCAUUUUUGAGAUCAAUCAAAGUAUCGUUUUCUCUAAAGUUCAUGUACCAGCUUCUUUUUGUCAUCUCUACAAGAUUAUAAAAACUCUCAAUUUCGCUUGCUAGAUAACAAAAAUGUCUUUAUUUACUUCUAAAAAUUUAGAAGUCUUUAUUAAUGAAUUUCUCAAGGAAGAUCUAAAACAAUUAGAGAUCCACAUAAACAACUACAACGGUGAAAUUAUGGAGUAUGUGCAACUCAAAAAUACAUUAGAAGCACUAAGUGAUAACUCUGAUGGUUCCUUUAAAACGCAAAUGGAUAUUGGGGGCAAUAUGUUCAUGGAGGCCAAAGUGGAUAACUCGUCCAACUCAAUCUUGGUUGAUGUGGGAAAAGGUUAUUUCGUGCAAUUCACCUUGGAGGAAGCAUUGAAAUUUCUGGAAUUUAAAGUAAAAGCACUUACAAAUGAAUGUAAUGUUCUGCGCGAGGAAAGUGUGAAAAAACGUUCGGAUAUAAAACUUGCGUUGUGGUGCAUUGCUGAACAAGAAAACUUCUAUCCGUGCAACCAAGACUAAGAAGUGCUUAAAUUGUUCGAGAUUUGUAAAUACUAUUCUUAAUGUUUUAUCUGAUUAAGUGGAGAUGUAUGUUAGUACGUAGAGCUAAGAAAUAAUUUGUUUAUUUUGUGCUAAAAUAUUGUGUAUGUGUGAAAAGAGAAUUGGCAGGUUCAACUUAAUUUUUAUUACGUCCUGAAUUUAUAAUAAACUUAAAUGUCUUGCGACAAAUGCGUGAUAGUAGCCAAUAGAAA